AUGAUGCCUGUCACAGUCUCAGUGAUGAUUCCAUUGUUUUUGAAAUUAUUUCCAGGACAAUUCUAUGUGAUAGGACCCAGAGAACCAGUCAUUGGCUUGGUUGGGGAAGAGGCUGUGUUGUCCUGUCAGCUCAGCCCAUCAAUGGAUGCUCAGAACAUGGAAGUGAAGUGGUAUCGUAAUGAUCCUUUUGGCCUGGUGCAUCAUUAUAGUACUUCCCAGGUUGAUAUGGAGCAGCAGAGGCCAGAAUACCAAGGGAGAACAGAAUUCCUGAAGGGGAAUAUUACCAAAGGGCAUGUUGCCUUAAGGAUACAUCCCAUCCAACUUUCAGAUGGAGGGGAGUAUGCAUGUUUCUUUGAAAGCUCCACAUACUACAAUGAUGCAACAUUCCAAGUGUUGGUCACAGUCUCAGGUAGGGCUCCUCAUAUCCACAUUGAGCCUGGAAAUAAAAAGGACUUUAAAGUGACCUGCAUGUCCACGGGGUGGUAUCCAGAGCCUGAGGUGCAAUGGAGGAACCAUCAAGGACUGCAUCUGGCACCAGGCUCUGAGACAAAGACAAUGGAAGGAAGUGGAUUGUUUCAUGUGGAAUCAUCUAUCACAGUGGACAAAAGUUCAAGAGCAGAAGUGUCCUGUGUUGUAAGGAACACAAUACUCAGUGUUGAGAAGGAAGUGCAUGUUUCCUUGGCAGGUAAACGUCAGGAAGAACAUGGUACACUUCAGCAUGAACGUG
This is a messenger RNA of Enhydra lutris kenyoni (northern sea otter), 727 nucleotides long. RefSeq names its product butyrophilin subfamily 1 member A1-like. Gene Ontology annotation, molecular function: signaling receptor binding. Gene Ontology annotation, biological process: T cell receptor signaling pathway; regulation of cytokine production. The annotation marks the transcript as partial. The record is from RefSeq and is a predicted model, not a curated record. NCBI's taxonomy places the organism in Eukaryota, Metazoa, Chordata, Mammalia, Carnivora, Mustelidae. The transcript is spliced from 4 exons. Gene Ontology annotation, cellular component: external side of plasma membrane.